ACGUCACCAGAGCGUCCGCGGCGCGCAGUGGGGAAGCCGCCUCGCCGCCAGUGGAGGAGCAGGCAAGAUAUUGGAGAGGGGGAGAAGCGAGGCGGCCGGGAAAGACGCCUUCAGACGGGGGCUAGUGGACGGAAAGAGGGCGCAGGACGGUCUGAUCACGUCGCCGAACGCCCCCGGGAGCUCCGAGAGUCGAGGGAUAAUCUUGAAUCGCCUUUCCGACUGUCCAUCUUGAAGCCUGUUUUGCAACCGUGACUCGGCGAUUGCCGCCUUUGUGGAGUCGUGGGGUGCCUCCGUCCUAAAGCGUACUGGAUUACAGUGAUCACAGGGGUGUCAGCAUUCCAUCACGAGCUCAAGAUCACGAACAGGAAUCGGUUUGUUCCGUUUGUAACUUGGGACGUUGCAAGCUUCCCCCGUGACUAAUGUUUUCAUCAGGACACAAGUUGUCUACUUGGAUUAUUACUUCUUUCCUAUCUGGUGCUCUCACUUAGUUCUUUUCGUUGGAGCCCAAAACCCGAUAAGAUUCCCUCAUCAUGUACGGAAGUUCUCGGUCCGUCUCCAAGCUGGAUGUGGUGGGAUCCAACGGUAACGGUUCGGCGUCGGGCAGCCCGGGCCGCUCCCCCCGUCUCCCCCGAUCCCCGCGUUUGGCUCACCGGCGAAACGGCAGCAGCAGCAGCAGCAGCUCCACCGCCGGCCUCACCGGCUCCGGGAAAACCUUAUCCAUGGAGAAUAUCCAGUCACUCAAUGCCGCUUACGCCACGGGGGGCCCGAUGUAUUUCGCCGAAGGGACCGAAGACCCGGUGGGAAUCGGGAGCCUGGGUAGUGUCCUGAACCCCUCCCUGCCAAAAAGUACCAUGACGCUGGGCAGGGCCGGGGCGAGGGUGCCUUACGGGGUUCGGACCGCCUUUGUGGGGAGCAACCCGAAUAUCAACUCUGGAGGAGGGGGUGCUGGAGGGGUCGUGUCCAGUGACUCCAUAGCGUUUGGUGGGGACGUGCAAAGUCAGCCCACGCAGGCUUCCACUGUGCCCCACUCCAUGAGACAGGUGCGGGAAGGCGCCAUGACAGACCUGCAGAGCCAGCUGAGAGAGGUCCUGCGAGAAAAUGAACUUCUACGCAGAGAUUUGGAUGCAAAGGAGUCCAAGUUGAGCUCAUCCAUGAACUCCAUCAAGACAUUCUGGAGCCCGGAGCUGAAGAAAGAGCGCGCGCUGAGGAAGGACGAAGUCACCAAGAUGACCGUGUGGAAGGAGCAGUACAGGGUGGUGCAGGAAGAAACGCAGCAUCUCCAGUGCACCAUCCAGGCCUUGCAAGAUGAGCUCCGAAUCCAGCGCGAUCUCAACCAGCUGUUCCAGUCCGAUUACUCCGAGACGGGCCGCCUCGGAUCCCAGGCUAUCUCCCCGCAAGAAAUGACAGAGGAGAACUUCCUGCGUCUCCACAGCGAAUAUGAGCGGCAGGUCAAGGAGCUCUUCCUCCUGAGGAAGACCGUGGAAGAGAUGGAGCUGAGGAUCGACACUCAGAAGCACACUUUAAAUGCCAGGGACGAGUCCAUCAAGAAGCUUCUGGAAAUGCUGCAGACCAAAGGCCUGUCGUCUCGCGCCACCGAGGAGGACCACGAGCGGACGAGGCGGCUGGCCGACGCCGAGAUGACCAUUCACCAGCUAGAGGGCUUACUGGAGCAGAAGGACAAGGAGAUGUUGCUACUCAGAGAGGAGCUGCACAGGAGGUACGAAGCAGCUCCUGAAUCCACCAAGACCAAGGCCCUGCAGACGGUCAUCGAAAUGAAGGAUGCCAAAAUCAGCUCGCUGGAGCGCGGCAUGAGGGAACUGGAGGAGGAGGUGAACAUGCUCAAGUCCAACGGCGCGCUCAGCACCGAGGAGCGAGAGGAGGAGAUCAAGCAGAUGGAGGUGUACCGAUCCCACUCCAAGUUUAUGAAGACGAAGGUUGAUCAGCUGAAGGAAGAGUUAGGUCACAGCCAAUCAGAGAAGGAGGAGCUCAGGGAACGGGCCAAUGAGCUACAGCGCGAGGCGUCCGCAAUGGAUCAGGUGAAGCAGGAGCUGAAUCGUAAGGACAGCGAACUGUUGGCGCUCCGCACCAAACUGGAAACUCUGAACAACCAGUUUUCGGACAGCAAGCAACAUGUGGAUGUCCUCAAGGAGUCGCUCACCGCCAAGGAGCAGCGGGCUGCCAUAUUACAGACCGAGGUGGACGCGCUGCGCAUUCGCCUGGAGGAGAAAGAGUCGCUUCUGUCCAAAAAGAGUCAGCAGAUAUCAGAGAUCUCAGACGAGAAGAGCACGCAGAACGGAGAAAUCAGCGACCUCAAGGACAUGCUGGAUGUCAAAGAGCGCAAAGUCGUCGUGCUUCAAAAGAAGAUCGAGAACCUCCAGGAUCAGCUGAAGGACAAGGACAAGCAGCUGAGCGGCCUCAAAGGCCGAGUCAAGUCCUUACAGACCGACACCUCCAACACUGACACGGCUCUGGGAACGCUGGAGGAGGCACUGUCUGAGAAGGAACGUAUCAUCGAGCGAUUGAAAGAGCAGCGGGAGAGAGAGGAACGAGAAAAGGGAGAUGAGGUGGAGUCCACCAAGAAGGAGCUGAAGGAGCUGCGGGAGAAAGUUUCCCAGAUGCAGGCCGACCUUGCGGACCGCGAGGCUUCGGUUUUGGACCUGAAAGAGAAGGCCUCCUCCCUGGCCUCUUCGGCUCUGAAGAAGGACAACCGGCUGAAGAGCAUGGAGAUCACUUUGGAGCAAAAGAAGGAGGAGUGCGUCAAGCUGGAGAAUCAACUGAAGAAGGCUCAAAGCGUGGCCGCCGAGUCAGCAGCCAGCGCCGAACUCGCUCAGCGCAUCGCCAGCCUGGAGCAGGAAGUGAGCCGUCACAAAGAGGACGCCGACAAGGCUCAGGCCGAGGUGGAGCGGCUCCUCGAGAUCCUCAGGGAGAUGGAGAACGAGAAGAACGACAAGGAGAAAAAGAUCCACGAGCUGGAGAGAAAGCCUUCUCAUCUGUGGCGUUCUCAGCAGACGCCAAAACAAGCCCCUCCCCCAGCCGCCUCACAGCAGCCAAUGGGGGGGCUGGUGUGGGACUACCUGGGCACUCUUGCCUCGAGGCAGAUGAAGGAUCAGUCCAAGAAGGUGGCCAGCCUGAAGCACAAGGAGCAACUUGAGAAGAGCAAGAACGCCCAACUGAUGGAGGAGGCCAAGAAAAGGGAGGACAACAUGAAUGAGAGCUCCCAGCAGAUAAAGGACUCCAUACGCUAUAAGGAGGAGCGCAUUGAGGAGCUGGAGGAGGCCCUGAGGGAGAGCGUUCAGAUCACGACCGAGAGGGAGCUGGUGCUUGCCCAGGAGGAGCAGGCCCGCACACACGCCGAGAAACAGGUGGAGGACCUGCUGGUUGCCAUGGAAAAGGUGAAACAGGAGCUGGAGGUGAUGAAAGCCAAGCUGUCAUCCACUCAGCUGUCACUGGCCGAGAAGGAAGGUCACCUGACUGCCCUGCGGGCGGAGAGGCGGAAGCACCUGGAGGAGGUCCUGGAGAUGAAACAAGAGGCCCUGCUGGCCGCCAUCAGCGAGAAGGACGCCAACAUCGCCCUGCUGGAACUCUCCUCAUCCAAGAAGAAGAAAACCCAGGAAGAGGUGGCGGCCCUGAAAAGGGAAAAAGACGGGCUGGUUCACGAGCUCAAACAGCAGACUCAAAACAGGAUGAAGCUGAUGGCGGACAACUACGAGGACGAGCACCUGAAGGUGUCGUCCCCCAACGCCGAGCUGCCCAACAACCACAAGCCCUCGCCGGAUCAGAUUCUCUCUCCUCUCCUGGAUCUGGACCAGAACCGUAGUAAGCUGAAGCUGUACAUCAGUCACCUGACCUCCUUGUGUCAGGAGCGAGACCCCGUCAUACUGCAAGACUUCGCCCCGCCGCCUGCCUACCACCGCGCCGACUCCGCCGCCACCUGGCACGCGCAACUGCACGGCAUGACGCACCAACAGUUGGAGGCGGAGUUGGCACUGUGCGAGCGGGAGGGGGCAGAGCUGCAGGAGUACGCCAACCAGGUGCUGCAGCAGAUCGCCGACCGCUGCCCCGACAUUUUGGAGCAGGUCGUCAACGCCCUGGAGGACAGCAGCUGACGCGUUUCCAUCAUCGCUGUCACCAAAAUGACUUCUGUCCACAGGUUGCUUUUUUUUUUUUUUUUUUUUCACCCCCCCCUCCCCUUCACCUGUGUAGGACUGAGUGACACAAGCGCACACUGUUCUUCGAGUCCGCCAUUUUGCUGCUAACUUGUUUUUGUCGUCGUCUUCUAUGGUUUCUGUCAGCCUUCCGUUGUGCCAGGAACACUCGCAAUAAUCCCUUUACUAUCAACUGUGUGGAGGAUAACACGAGGAGGAAUCUUUUUUUUUCUGCUUUUCUUUCUGGGCGGGGAUGGAGAGAAUAUAAAUAUUUUGCUUUUGCUAAUAUAUAUAUAUAAAUACGUAUAAAUGUAAAACACUAAUGUUAUAAUUCCAGUUAUAUGCUUGGUUGUCACCAGCGGGGGAAACGUUACAGGUUUGAAUUGUUUACCAUAAUAGACUUCCCGGCAACUGCGGGUGGGCAAAAGAAUUGAAAUGGAAUAAAAUGCGAAUCUAUCUUUUCUCGACUGUGAAAGAGCAUUUUCUAACGCACCUCAUCAUGUUUUGGGAGAGCCGCCGUCAAGACAUAUGUCCCCCCAAACGGAGCUUCCAACAUUCCCGCUACGCCGUUAUCGGCUCCCCUCGCGAACGUCGCCUUAUCUUGACCCCGCGGCCGCUUUAUUUUCCUCCCCCCUCCCGCUGCAAUGACAUGAUUCCAGGGCUCGCUCUCGUUCCCUAUCUAGCCUUUGCGACGGCCUCUUCCUGUUGCACUUAACAUUCUUUCCACCUUAGGAUGUAUAAAAGCCACAUUUACCUGUCCUUCACAUAGCAUUCUGCUUUCCCCAUCUACUGUCGUAAAAAAAAAAAAAAAAAAAAAGAAGACAGCGGAUGGAAGAAGCGGCCAUGAACUCUAAAACAACCCGACUUAUAUUCUGACUUUUACUCCAUUCUGACCCCUGCUUGGUAUUUAUUUAAUCACUUGAGCUCCAUAUUGAAGUGCAGGCCCAUACAGAGGUGCAUUCAGGGGGGGGGGACAUCCAGCGCGGCCAACGAGGCGUUCCAAAGUAAACCGCUAGUGGAUCUGCACUAAAUCACACACAUUAAUGAGUCUUAUCACGGUAAAUAAAUACGCCGUACAAAUAUUUAGCCUCACAUGCAUGCAAAUGACGAUAAAUGCGCCCGUGUUUUAUGAUCGGGGAUUAAUUCGGGAGCGGGCGGACAAGCGGGCCGCGUUUUGAUCCAACCCGACCCAAGACGAGAUCGGUAUCAAAAACCGAGCGCCUUAAACACCCGCGUAAGCUGUCGGUGAUAUCGGUGAUCCCCCCCGCCCGCCCCUGGGGAGAAAAAAAACAACGACGUCCUUGAGACAAUGUAUCUGUGGGAGCAUUUCGAAGAAGCCUAUUUAUAAUAAAAGAGGGAAGAAGGUUGACAAAAUGUGAGAAGGACAUCGGGGAGCGCAAAUCCAAACAAUGUGGAGAGGAGCCGAGCUGCUAAAAUAAGCUGUGAGCCGCCGACACUCCAAACGUCCCGAAGACUCUUCACCUUCUAACUGAAGAUGAGGCUCCGAGCGGCGACCUUGGUUGGAAUAGCAAUCCUUUGGUAUGUCAGGGUUGCUGUGCGGUCCCAGACUCAAGAAUUCACCUCCCGUCAUCAUGAGCUGGGAACCCGGGCUCUCUAAAUGAAGGCUUGUUUUCACCUGAAUGUGUUUUUUAAGCUUGCGACCAUCAAUAAAUUUUUUUUUAAAAAAGCUG
Messenger RNA from Hippocampus comes (tiger tail seahorse), 5836 nucleotides. Its product is annotated as ELKS/Rab6-interacting/CAST family member 1-like. The record is from RefSeq and is a predicted model, not a curated record. Bases 531 to 4106 code for a protein of 1191 amino acids. Gene Ontology annotation, cellular component: cytoskeleton of presynaptic active zone. The transcript is spliced from 24 exons. Gene Ontology annotation, biological process: maintenance of presynaptic active zone structure; neuromuscular synaptic transmission; regulation of synaptic plasticity. Gene Ontology annotation, molecular function: structural constituent of presynaptic active zone. NCBI's taxonomy places the organism in Eukaryota, Metazoa, Chordata, Actinopteri, Syngnathiformes, Syngnathidae.